UAUUUGAAUAGUUUAAAAUUUUAAUAUUCCCGCCACUAGAAAUGAUCUAAAUUUGGCAACAUCGCGGAUAAUAUCUACGGAUGUAGCCGCUCCUCUAUGUGCUUUGUGAUCACAUACUAUUAUAAGUAUGUGUUUGUGAUAUAAAUCCUUUCAUACGUGGUCUCUUCUGAUGGCCGAUAUCCGUCGCAACCACAGGUCGCAACGCAACGGCAGUGUUCAUCAAACUAACAAAACAGAACCCAAAACGAACGUAACCAAAUUGACAUAACCUUAACCUCACUUUUUAUGAAAAAUUAGAAUGUUUUUCUCAAAUAUUUCCAAAUUUUUUAAAAGAAGAAGUGUAAAGUAUGGUCUGCCUUUUUUCGUACUUAUGGUUGGAGGAUCCUUUGGCCUGAGGGAAUUUACAAGUCUUAGGUAUCAAUUUUCCAAGGUGUCUAAAAUACGACCAGAAGAAUUGGAAAAAUAUGGAAUAGAAAUGAAAAAAUCUGGUCAAGUAACGUUAGAAUCCGAAUUUGAGAAAAUUAAAGAAAUAGAUAUUGAUAAUUGGAAACAAGUAAGGGGUCCAAGGCCGUGGGAAGAAAAUAUUCAAAGUAAUUAAGUUGCUUUUGAAUUUAAUCCCAGAAUAUAGAACAUUUUAUCUGUGAUAUUCCUACAUAAAUAAUGUAGCAAAAAUAGCUUUUAGUAAAUGUAGAAGGCAUACUUUAUCUAUUCAUGUUUCUGUGACUUUAUAAAAAUAAAUAUAAGCUUAAGCAAUUGUUAUUUAAAUACAAUACCUCCUUAACAAAAAAAUAGAAAUAUAUACUCAAAUUGUAAUAUACCUAAUAAAAUUAUUUGUACACGUUUAGGUAGAUAUCUAGUUCGACCUAUUUUUAUUUACGAAAAAAUAUAUGUAAUGAAAAACUAAGUUCCAUAUCUUGUGCAAAUGAAUGACACAAUUUUUUUAAAUAAAAAUGUGCCAUGUUUUUCAUAAUAUCAACAAUUUUAGGAGAAAUAAAGUGAAUAGGGGCGUUGGGUGGGUAAAACAAUGUCAUUAAUUAUGUAUUACAAUAUAUUGUUAGGAC
This is a messenger RNA of Psylliodes chrysocephalus, 1061 nucleotides long. The record is from the annotation of a GenBank genome assembly. NCBI's taxonomy places the organism in Eukaryota, Metazoa, Arthropoda, Insecta, Coleoptera, Chrysomelidae.